Alternaria rosae is the source of this 1965-nucleotide messenger RNA. RefSeq names its product heterokaryon incompatibility protein-domain-containing protein. The transcript has a single exon. The coding region runs from base 420 to 1892 and encodes 490 amino acids. Lineage: Eukaryota; Fungi; Ascomycota; Dothideomycetes; Pleosporales; Pleosporaceae. The record is from RefSeq and is a predicted model, not a curated record.
CAUCAAUUCUCUGCGUGUCUAUGUUUCGACGUCUGCAUCAUACAAGAGAAUCUGUGAGCUUCUAAUGUGGCUGUAUGCACAGAAUGCACUUGCAUUGCCUGUUAAUCAUCAGGAUAGUUCAACACAGCCCGCGAUGUAUAUACUUGUGGCGUCAUUGGAUGCGAGCCUGAACAUCAGCCGCACACGAUGUCCAAUUCAGCUCACAUUGCCUAUAACCUAACAACUAUCUCAAUCAGCCGUACACGUGCUUCAGCUCUCCUGAAAUUACUCCGCCUCUUUUCUUUGCUCCGCCUCGACGCUGCCUGACCCUACAACUGCCUUCGUCGUUCCUGCAGCAUAACAGCGUCCACGAUGCAGACAUCGCACAUCAGUCCAUCCCAACAGGCCACUGAAAACCCACACGCAAACUUAUUACAACGAUGGAGAUAACGCCUCGAAACGUGCGGUUCACCCACACUCCGCUGAAUCUCAAAAGUCGCGAGAUACGCCUUCUCACGAUCGAACGGAGUUCCGAACCGUCGAGCCCAAUUCAGAUCACCCUAAAGCACGUCGAACUUAAUGGGCAUAUCAAUGCUCUUACCCGCUACCGUGAGGAGGUAGCAAGACUUGAAUCUAUUGGAUGGGCCAAAAAAGCGCGGAGAGAGGCUAUAUAUGAUAAGAUGUUCCACGGAACUUUCGACUUCAUCGCGUUAUCUUACACUUGGGGCUCUGAGUUGCCAGUACAAGACAUAUUUGUUACAAGCCCAGAGUGCCGCGGCUGGCUUUCUGUUCGGCAGAACCUCUACGACUUUUUGAAGACAAGGCGAGGCUGUGACUCGGCUUGGUUCUGGAUCGAUCAGAUAUGCAUUAAUCAAGGACAAAACGACGAAAAAGCUCACCAGGUCAACCAAAUGGCAGACAUAUACAGCGUAGCCGCCGUCGAAGUCUGGCUUGGUUCUGGAUUUGAAGGAAGCGACGAAUUUAUGGAUUUGAUCCUCCGCGAAAGUGUUGACUCGAUUCAGAUCUCCAACCCAGAGCUCGUCAUGAGUAAGCAGGAGAUACUUGAGCUCGUCCCAUCUUUAGACCGCUUCGUAAGUCUGCCAUAUUGGUCGAGACUAUGGGUAAUCCAGGAGGUGAUACUGAGUAGAGUUGUUGAUAUACGCAUCGGCUCAAAGACCAUUUCAUGGUAUACAUUCUUCUCGAUUUUACAGAAAUUGAGGUCAGCAUGUCAAAUUUUGGGCAUUGCGGAAACAGUUGAAGCUCUGGGGUAUAACUAUGAAGCUGGAGGUACCCGAAUAUGGAGGAUUGAGUUCAGCCGAGGUCGCACGGAUCAUCAGUGGGACUCUAUUGGGAGAUUGGUUUGGGGAGCAGAAUGUUCAGAUCUGCGAGAUCGAGUGUUCGGUGCCAUGGGUAUGGUCCACCCUUCGCUUCGAGUAUUUCCCGACUAUUCGAUGCAGCCGCAGGAUGUGUUGCUGAUGCUUCUCACCAAGCAUGUAGAAGUCACGUAUGCCGAAAUCAUGGGAACGGAAAGCCGGGUAGAUGAUUUUGACGAGGGGGACUCCGCGCAUCUUCAUGUUCCGGCCUUCAGACAAGACUGUGUUGAUCUAGCAGCGUGUUGGCUUCCGCAACUCGAGGACGAUAAGAACAGGAUCAGUUCAAAAUCUGUCCGGCGUCAUUUCCUCAAGAUUCUACCCUUGGAUCCGCCUGCGCUCAACUACAGGUUUGGACGAACAUGGCAAUUAAAGUCUUAUCUGUGGUACAAAAUUCCCAACGAGCGGAGCAUGCGGUGGCAGCUUUCAAGAGCAGGCGUCGUGCGGCUUGCACAUGUAUUAGACCGCAUCAAGCCUAAAGCGAAGUACGGCCUUGCUGGCCAUGAUUGGCAGUUUGCAGACUCAUAUAGUAUUUGCGGGUAAUUGUUAGCGUCAAGCUUGUAGAAGUACCUCUUGGUAUUUCCUGAGGUGCGAUCGCUCACCUUUUGAUACACGA